Messenger RNA from Caenorhabditis bovis, 663 nucleotides. Lineage: Eukaryota; Metazoa; Nematoda; Chromadorea; Rhabditida; Rhabditidae. The record is from the annotation of a GenBank genome assembly.
AUGAAAUCCACCGCCUUCAUUUUUCUUAUAUUCUGCGUGUCUGGAAUUGAAUGCAGCUGCGAUGAUUCGACAUUGCUCGGAAAUGAUCCUAUAGUGGAUGUCUCCGUAUACGUUGUCGACGCAAAAAUUAACACUUCGGAUAUUGAAACGAAUGAUAAGGCUAGCGGAAAUAAGCUGGCAACUUUUCAGUUGGCGUCGCAUCAAAUUGGAAAAUGCUCUGAAUGCUUGAAAAAUAUUAAAGUCUUCGUUGCUGAGAACCUGGUUGACGAAAAGAAUUCAAUGCUUCUGGAUGCCAAAAAUGAUCGGGCUAAUGGAUUUGUCAAAGUCGGUGAGAAGCCAUUCUUCUGCGCUGUCGAGAAGAAGUGUGGAGCCACGGUGCCAAUCUAUCGGCAUUACCGUUUAUUAAACAUUCAUCUAUAUCACACCUACACAAUUACCAAUGGGACUGUGGAUGGCUAUACCCGCGAAGACAGCCCAAUUUGCUAUGGAUGGAAGGUGGACAAGUCAGCUCCUUCAGAUGUGGAAGGCACAACACCAUCCGAAGAGCCUAGCACAACAUCAUCGGAAGAGCCUAGCACAACAUCAUCGGAAGAGCCAAGCACAACGUCAUCAAUUGAAUCUAGCACGACUCCUGAAGAAGAAGAAGACGAAUGUGAUGACUAA